AGAUUGAAGCCUUGCUCCGCCUCAUUUUGAAUGUGUCUUUUCAUCAAUGAUUCACUCUCUGGUAGUCGACCUUCCUUCAUGACCGUCAACAGUAAAAACACUGAUCUCAGAUCAGCCUCAGCCGCGCGCCUCUCUGUUUUGCCUCUCAGUGUCCUGAACAGAGCACACUGAUCUCCUCUCUGCACACAGGUCCGUCCGACACUGAUGCUGGAUCAGCGGGAGUGGAAUGGAUGAUGGCUAUGGCAAACUGUAAUCUGCGGACACCGUCCUCCUCUCCUCAUGAUGACGUCAAUCUGGGACCCUCAGCAAACCCGCAUGCCAGACCCACUGACUUUGACUUUUUGGCUGUCAUUGGCAAAGGGACUUUUGGAAAGGUUCUGCUUGCCAAGCUCAAAGCCGACAACAAAUUCUACGCCGUCAAGGUGCUGCAGAAGAAAGUCAUCCUGAAGAAGAAAGAGCAAAAGAACAUUAUGGCAGAGAGAAAUGUGCUGCUGAAGAGUCUGAAACAUCCCUUUCUGGUCCGGCUCCACUACUCCUUCCAGACUCCAGAGAAGCUCUACUUUGUCCUUGACUAUGUGAAUGGGGGAGAGCUGUUUUUCCACCUGCAAAGAGAGCGGUGUUUCUCGGAGCCCAGAGCGAGGUUCUACGCAGCCGAGGUAGCGAGCGCGAUCGGCUAUCUUCACUCUCUCAACAUUGUUUACAGAGAUCUGAAGCCAGAAAACAUCCUCUUAGACUCUCAGGGCCACGUGGUGCUGACAGAUUUUGGUCUGUGCAAAGAAGGCGUAGAGCCGGAGGGAACCACCUCGACUUUCUGCGGGACUCCAGAAUACUUGGCACCAGAGGUCCUUCGUAAAGAAGCGUAUGACAGGACAGUGGACUGGUGGUGUCUGGGAGCAGUGACCUAUGAGAUGAUCUACAGCCUGCCCCCUUUCUACAGCCGUGACGUCGGUGAAAUGUAUGAUGGGAUCCUCCACAAGCCUCUGCCACUGCCUCCAGGGAAGUCUGAUGCCGUCUGCUCCCUGCUGGUGGGUCUCCUGCAGAAAGACCAGCACAGACGCCUCGGGGCCAUCGCCGACUUUUUAGAAAUAAAGAACCACACCUUUUUCUCUCCAAUCAACUGGGACGACCUUUAUCACAAGAGAAUAACUCCUCCUUACAACCCCAAUGUGAGAGGCCCGGCAGACACUCAACAUAUUGACCCAGAGUUCACCAGAGAAAUGGUUCCUAACUCGGUAAGUCGGACACCGGAGCUCAACGCCAGCAGCAGCUCCAACAACGCCUUCAAUGGGUUCUCCUUUGUCGCCACUGAGGACAGCUUUCUGUGAGGCAGGAGUUAACUGUUGGAUUAAUUUAAUGGAGUGAUCUUUUGAGUCUCAUGAAAAUAAGAACUCCUCAUGCAGCGCUGCAGAAAUCCCAACAUGACAUGUAUCAUGUUUGACUACUGCAGGGAUUAACAGAAUUUUUUCCUCCUGAGGGUGUAGCAGUGGCAGCACAUCUGCAGGAGAGAUAUUUAAGCUUAAAAUAUUUUUAAAAAGAAAAAAAUUUCCUUGAAGUCAAAGGUCUGUUCUUAGAAAGAUAGCAAGGAUUGACAUUAGCAUGUUACCAUAUAAACAGGCAAGAGAUAGGAGCAUCUUUAAGAUGCAGUGUAAAUUAUCUUUAUUCCAUUAAUUUGCAGUGGAAUGAAGAAUGUGUUUUAGAAUUAUUGUAUGAACAAACUUUUCAUCUUGUGUCUGCUUAAAAGGAAAAAAACACACUAUAUAUAUAUAUAUAUAUAUAUAUAUAUAUACAGGUAUGACCAUCAGACAGCAUCUAAAGAGGUGUAAGUGUGAACCUCUGCCAUGGAUUUUGCUCUGAGCAUCAGGAAAAAUAACAUAAUAAUAAUAAUAAUAUAAUAAAAUAAUAUAAUAUAAUAAUAAUAAGAAGGAACAUAUGAAUGAUGAGUGAUCUAUUGCUAAGCCCGCCCUCGAACGCCACGAGCCAAUAACAUUUCAUGCAGCUACAUAGACAAUCAUCAGAAGUUUAGAUUUUCCUGCACUUUUAUUUAGAUUUAUACGAUUAUAACUUUAAAAAAUGGUCAAACGAUGUGCAAGGGGUAAAUGCAACACUGAUACAAGGUUUCCUGAGACGCUCAAGAAUGGAGUGUACUUUAUCCCGUUCUCUAAACCUCACAUAAACAGAGCGUCUCCUUUGGAUUAAGUUUUGUGGCAGACCACACAGUCAGCUCAGUGUAGAGAAGAUAAACAAGGAUGUCCAUAUUUGUUCACAAUAAUAUUGUAUUUUGAUACACAUAUAAAUCUGCAGUAGCCUUGAUGAAAAAUAAUGUAUCAAAUGCAAAGAAGAACUUAACAUAUACAAAAGGUGCUUUGAU
Molecule: messenger RNA, 2368 nt
Organism: Plectropomus leopardus (leopard coralgrouper)
Lineage: Eukaryota; Metazoa; Chordata; Actinopteri; Perciformes; Serranidae
Gene: sgk2a
Product: serum/glucocorticoid regulated kinase 2a
Biological process (GO): protein phosphorylation
Molecular function (GO): protein serine/threonine kinase activity; ATP binding
Source: RefSeq, a predicted model, not a curated record